Molecule: messenger RNA, 1087 nt
Organism: Coniophora puteana RWD-64-598 SS2
Lineage: Eukaryota; Fungi; Basidiomycota; Agaricomycetes; Boletales; Coniophoraceae
Product: Rpr2-domain-containing protein
Exons: 3
Coding region: 13-759 (248 amino acids)
Biological process (GO): tRNA processing
Cellular component (GO): nucleolar ribonuclease P complex
Source: RefSeq, a predicted model, not a curated record
CUCAUCCAUAGCAUGGGCAAAAAGAACCAGGACGACGCUUCAAGCCUCAAAGGCGUUCAGAAUCGCGACAUUCUCCAGCGGCUCAAUUUCCUAUACCAGGCCAGUGUCUUCCUGAACAACAUCUCUGCGGCAGGACCCUCGUCGCCUCAAGCCCCUGACGAAACGGACACUACUCAUGACGGAGCAGAGGGACAUGUGCCUCCCGUGCAGGAUCAGGACGUGCCAUCUUCUUCCCCAAAACCCAGGCCAGCUAGGCGCCGUCAGAGGAAAGACAGCAAACGGAAGGUGAUGAGCACGUCGGAGCUGUCGCGCAGCUAUGUGGACGCGAUGAAGGUCAUCGGGCAGAAGACAAUCGUUAAAAUGGAUCCGAGCGUUAAGCGCACGCUGUGCAAGGGCUGCAACACCGUGCUCGUGCCGGGCGUCACUGCUCGGGUACGCGUUAAAGGCUCACCCGUUCACGGCAAUGUCGUUUCCUACACUUGUAACGCAUGUAAAACCGUUCGCCGGAUUCCUGCGCCCCCUAUUGCCCGUCCAGACGAGCUCAAAGAAGCCAGCCAAGUACACGCGGGCGCUCCGUCCGCGAGUCUCGAACAAGCAGCCUCUAGCGACCCGAUAGAUCCAGCGACAGCGAGCCCACAACGACAGCAACCGAAGAACCGAAGGAAACCGAAAGCCAGUCCACGGCCGCUGCCACACUUUGCCAGGCCCGAACAUAUCGUGUUCUGCGGUAAUGAAAAGAUCACAAUUGAGGAUGGAUAGUGGUGUAUCGUCUUUUCGUGGAACGGCCAUUUGUGCCUGAGGCCUGGGAUGAUGAGAAUGGUCUCGGGCCAUGGCGGAAUCAUCCGCUGAUGUUUCCAUCCAAGAUGGUAAAUAUUCCUCAGCAUCGCUGUAUGGGUCUCUCAAGGAGCCACAAGGGGCUCAUAGACAGUUCCAAUCUUGAACCAAUCGUCUUGCGUUGUCUAUGAUAGCUGGAAUAGCAAGUUUCCGAAUACAACAACGGUAUCAGGUGAAGAGUAUACGUCAGGUAUGUACGCGAAGCCGUGAAUGAGCUCGACACUACGUCUAGUAAAGCAAAAGGAGAGGCGGC